Symphalangus syndactylus (siamang) is the source of this 7324-nucleotide messenger RNA. RefSeq names its product fascin actin-bundling protein 2, retinal (gene FSCN2). Gene Ontology annotation, cellular component: actin cytoskeleton; cytoplasm. The record is from RefSeq and is a predicted model, not a curated record. Gene Ontology annotation, biological process: actin filament bundle assembly; cell migration; establishment or maintenance of cell polarity. Lineage: Eukaryota; Metazoa; Chordata; Mammalia; Primates; Hylobatidae. Gene Ontology annotation, molecular function: protein-macromolecule adaptor activity; actin filament binding.
GCGGCCCAGGUACGCGGCGGGGGGCGGCGGCGCGGCCAUAUUUGGCGAUUUCGGCGCUGCCGGAGCCCCUCCCGCCGCCGCCGGGAAGCUCGGCCCGGGGCAGCGCCGUCCCCGCCCGCCGCCGGGCCUGAGUCACGGCGGGCGGGGGGCGGAAGUAACGGACGGGGGGCGCACGCCCGGCGCUCCUGGCCUUAUUUAGUCAAGGAGGCUGCCGAUUGGCGCGCGGGACAAAGGGGAGGCGGCGGGGCAGCCUCGGGGCGCAGGAGUGGCCAGACCCCUCCGAGGGUUCGGGGCGGGAGCUGGGCGUGGGAGGCCUCGGAGCCUGGGGAGUCCCGGGUCCGAGGGCGGCGGGGAUGCGGGGCUGCCUGCCCCUGGGAAGUGGGCGGGCAGGGCGAGGCCUCGAGUCCGCGGGGCGCAGGGGGCUGGACCGGACGCUGUGAUUUUUCUGUUUUGUAGCGGGGCUUCGCCCAAGGUCGCGCCGUGCCAGUCCUGGGCUAUGCUCUGGGAAGCCCGUGGCGCAGGGCGGCCGCCACCCUUCUGGAACCAGUGCCGGAGAGGGCCAGGCAGCUGGGCCUGUGGAGGGGACGCAUGGAUGGAGCUGGGCGGCCCCCGGAGCCGGGAGAGUCAGUAGCUGCACUUCCGCCAGAGGGUUUCACCAUGUUGGCCAGGCUGGCCUGAACUCCUGACCUUAAGUGAUCCACUCGCCUAGGCCUUCCAAAGUGCUGGGAUUACAGGCGUGAGCCACCUGGCCCAGCCUGGAAUGUCGCAUCUUCCCCCAUUAAAUGAAACGAUGGACCCUGAGCAGAAAAAGGAACAAGGAACAGUGAACAGUGGCGGAAGAACCAGCAAAACCCAGAGCCUCGAGCUUGGUGCAGGAACCAAGGAGGCCCCUGGAAGAGCCCUGAGCUGGGAGUCGGACACCCGGGUUCUGGGCCCGGCUCAGCCCUGUGCCUGCCAUGUGACUGCUCUGUACCCCAUUUCCUGUCAAAAAAGAGAGGGGUCCGCGAUGUGAGAUGUGUGGCCCAUCAGGGGCUCUGAGGCUGCUUGCCUUCCUGUGUGGACAAGAAGUCUGGGGACAGGAGGCCGUCAGGCGGCCCAGCAAAUCCCCCAGGUGUCUUGCCCGGCGCCCAGGGGUUCAGUUUUCGGUGAUGAGUAAGACGUGCUCAGUGCCUCCGUGUGUCGUGUGUGAGACCUGAGACCAGAUGCCUGCUCCUCCCUCUGUUCCCAAGGGCAUAGCCCCAGGCCCGUCUGUGACCCUCCACUGGGCCCAAGAAGAACCUUUCCCCAGGCCUCAGUCCCCUGUGGCCUCCCGGAGCCGCACAGAGUGGGGAGGGUCUGCUCUCCAUCUGGCCAUUGUGGGCCCCACCCCAGGAGCUCCUGCCCCCGCCCCAGCCUCACUCCUUCUCCAGAGGCCGCGAGGCCUGAAGUUUGUGUUUCCCCUCAAGGUAGUUCUUAGCUGCGGUCAUAGAUUGCAGGGGAGGAGCCAGAAACGGAGAUGAAACCCAGGAGCCCCCACCCUCUUCACAGGGCUAAAGCCAGAAACCACCCUCCCAGGCCACAGCCUGCCUCAUGUGGCCACGCCUGCUCCCUGGCAGUGCGCGUCCUGCAACCCUUCCCACUCCAGGGCCUUGGCUUCCACCAUCAAUCCCCAUGUUUCAAAUCCCCGCUGCUCCCAAGACUACCUGCUGCCUCGGGGUAGAAUCUAAGCCCCUUCCCCUGGUGCUGGAGGCCCACAGAGUGGGCGCUGCCUGUCCCUCCACUCCUUCAGCGCCCUGACCACCGCCUGGCUGUUCCUCUGCCCCCAAAGCUUUCCUACUGGCUGCCUCCUUGUGGCACGCCCCCAUGCCACCCACGACCUCCCAUCAACUCCUAUUGAUUAUUAGCUUCUUUCACCCGCCCUCUGCCCUAGAGCACUGGUUCUUGGGGCACAGCAUCCUUGUCCUCCACAGUGAAGCUGGUGCCCCUGUACCUGGCAUAGCACCCACCCCGCAGCUGCUCGUGCAGGACGCCCGAGUAGGGGUGGAAUAGAGGGAGGAGUUCCCAGCCCUGGAGGAGGGAGCGGAGAGGAAGGCCAGGCCCAUUCGCAGCUGCCUCCUAUCUCAAAAACGUGGAAGGGGCUAUGACUGUAGGGCGGGGAGGGAGGGGAAUCCUUUUUGCUGACUCUCCCCACGGACCCUCUCCUGCCCUCUAGCUGGUCAGCUCCUCCACCUUUCCCCGCCGCAGCAGGCCAGGGAGCGGCUGUCUUGUCCAGGAUACUCGAGGGACCGAGGUAGGGGAAGCCUGUUUAACCCGUCCAGCACCUCCUGCUCUGGCCUGCAGCUCGCCCAAGCAGCUCUGCAGAGCGACUAGGUCAGGGCCUCUCCAGGUGUCUCCACUCGAGGGACGGCUGGCGCCACGCGGAAGAGGGGGAAGCGGGUCAGGGCGGGACAAGGGCAAGAGGUUACUGCUCUGGGCGCUGUGUCCUAAGGGCUGCCUCUGGUCUGCGGAGAAUGGAGGGUGCCCGGGGUCAAGCCCGGACUCUGGUCAGGGUACCCGAGCCUUAGCCACGCCCUCCUCCCCCAGCGUGCCGCGGGGGCGGGCACAGCAGGGCGGGCGUGGCUGGGACACGGGCUCUGCGUCGCCGACCCGCCCGGGAAGCUGGGACUUGAGCUGGUCUGCAUUCGGGCAAGGAUGGUGCCUGGCACAUGACCUGGUUUUGCACACAGUUGGUGCCUCAUAAAUGCGUGUGAAUCACAGAGGCGGAUGAGGCCAACACACAGGGAGAGGCGAGAACAGGCCCUGGCGUCGUGGCAUACACCAUGCAGGAGGUGCCUGGCAUGGUUGCUGUCCAGGGCUUAGAGGACAGAGGAAGAGCCCCGAGUCUGUGCACACUCUGCCACCACGGCCCUGCCCACCUCUGGAGCCCACAGGUGCCCAGCCCAGGCCCCUUGCUUUUGGCUAGACUCCUGCAAUAUGGGGACCCCCAUGAUGGCCACUCAGGAGAUUGGGGGCCCAGGAGGACAGGGGAGUGACUCCAGGCCAUGACUGGAAGUGCCCUGUGGCCCCUGUUCCCAGUCCCCAGGGAGAUGGGAGGGUCACACGCUGUUAUGAGGAAGAGGACACCGGGCUGGCCCUGGCCCAGGGUGGGCAGCUCUGGUUUCACUACUUGGCUGUGAGCCCCUGAGGCAGGUGCAGGAGCCAGGCACAGUGAGCAGGGCCCAGUGCCCCUCAGGCUCUGGGGAAGGGGUAUAGCCAGGUGGCCCAGAGCGAGGAGGUGCUGGGGACAGGUGUGACCACUUCCAGUCUCUCCCAGCCUGCUGGCCUUCAUCCCCUCCCAGAUUCCAAGGACCACCACUGGGAGCAUGGGGUGGACAUCGUCCCACCAGCCUCCUGGAUCCACAUCUGUAAAGACUCCAAAGUGAAGUGAGGCUGGCUUCACUCCAGCUCACAGCAAGGGAAGGGGCAGCCUCAGGGCCCAGCAACUUGCUCAGAGUGCACAGGAGUGCGCUGGGGCCUCUGAUCCUGCCCCCUGCCUGCAGGGCUGCACUGCCACUGUGUUCCACCCUCCAGGGUGGGCAGCAGUCCAGUGCGUCAUUCUGGGGCCUGAGCAGCGUGGCCAGAGGCCAGUCUGGGGUGGAGGCAACCUGGGCUGCAGGUUGUGGGUGGGGUCCUUGCUGUGCUUCUGGCAGCAGGAAUCAGAGAAGCAGUAACUGGAUCUGGCUGAGGGCCUGGCGGCCACCGAGGGUACAGGCAGCGAUCAGGUUGCGGCCGAGCCGUGAGCAUUCCACUGGGCAGCUUCUACAUCCGGAAGGGCCGGGCCGGGCUGGGAGCCCACACGGGGUUGGAGGAGGUGGGCAGGAACGAGAGAGGCCAAAAGGUGCAAGGCCAUGAAGAGGGGCGCUGGGCCUACACUACGAGGAAAGGGGAGUCGACCCUGCCCUUCAGCCCUGUAGGCCCUCAGGCCCUCAGGAUCUGGACUCUGUUCAAUCCGGGAGAGGCUGAAAUCCAAGCUGAGGGUAAUGAAAGGUGCCGCUCCUAAGCCGCACGUCUCUGAUCCGCCCUCCCUGCCCGCCCUCUGCUGCCCGUGGGCCCUCUAAGAGCUGCCCAGGCUGCUGCCGCAGGUCAGAGGCAGGUCAGAGCAGGCAGGGGGUUCAUGACGCCGGCUGGGUCUGGGGGCCGUGGGCCAGCCGAGCCGACCCGGGCUUCUCAGGGACCGCGGGGGCCGUGAGCACUCAGAGGGAGCGUCCCAGGCCCCUCCGGGGACCCAGCCAGCCUGAAGAUGCCAACGAACGGCCUGCACCAGGUGCUGAAGAUCCAGUUUGGCCUCGUCAAUGACACUGGCCGCUACCUGACAGCCGAGAGCUUCGGCUUCAAGGUCAAUGCCUCGGCACCCAGCCUCAAGCGGAAGCAGACCUGGGUGCUGGAACCCGACCCAGGACAAGGCACGGCCGUGCUGCUCCGCAGCAGCCACCUGGGCCGCUACCUGUCGGCAGAAGAGGAUGGGCGCGUGGCCUGUGAGGCAGAGCAGCCGGGCCGUGACUGCCGCUUCCUGGUCCUGCCGCAGCCAGAUGGGCGCUGGGUGCUGCGGUCAGAGCCGCACGGCCGCUUCUUCGGAGGCACCGAGGACCAGCUGUCCUGCUUUGCCACAGCAGUUUCCCCGGCCGAGCUGUGGACCGUGCACCUGGCCAUCCACCCGCAGGCCCACCUGCUGAGUGUGAGCCGGCGGCGCUACGUGCACCUGUGCCCGCGGGAGAAUGAGAUGGCUGCAGACGGUGACAAGCCCUGGGGCGUGGACGCCCUCCUCACCCUCAUCUUCCGUAGCCGACGGUACUGCCUCAAGUCCUGUGACAGCCGCUACCUGCGCAGCGACGGCCGCCUGGUCUGGGAGCCUGAGCCCCAUGCCUGCUACACGCUGGAGUUCAAGGCGGGCAAGCUGGCCUUCAAGGACUGCGACGGCCGCUACCUGGCACCCGUGGGGCCUGCUGGCACCCUCAAGGCCGGCCGGAACACGCGACCCGGCAAGGAUGAGCUCUUUGACCUGGAGGAGAGUCACCCACAGGUGGUGCUGGUGGCCGCCAACCACCGCUAUGUCUCUGUGCGGCAAGGGGUCAACGUGUCAGCCAAUCAGGAUGAUGAACUAGACCAUGAGACCUUCCUGAUGCAAAUUGACCAGGAGACAAAGAAGUGCACCUUCUAUUCCAGCACUGGGGGCUACUGGACCCUGGUCACCCAUGGGGGCAUUCAGGCCACAGCCACACAAGUUUCCGCCAACACCAUGUUUGAGAUGGAGUGGCGUGGCCGGCGGGUAGCACUCAAAGCCAGCAAUGGGCGCUACGUGUGCAUGAAGAAGAAUGGGCAGCUGGCGGCUAUCAGCGAUUUUGCGGGGGCCCCACCCCGCCUGGCCUGGACAGGGAAGGUGGCGGGAGGGGCAGCGCAGCAGACGCUCUCCCCGCCAGGCAAGGACGAGGAGUUCACCCUCAAGCUCAUCAACCGGCCCAUCCUGGUGCUGCGCGGCCUGGACGGCUUCGUCUGCCACCACCGCGGCUCCAACCAGUUGGACACCAACCGCUCCGUCUACGACGUCUUCCACCUGAGCUUCAGCGACGGCGCCUACCAGAUCCGAGGCCGCGACGGAGGAUUCUGGUACACGGGCAGCCACGGCAGCGUGUGCAGCGACGGCGAACGCGCCGAGGACUUCGUCUUCGAGUUCCGCGAACUCGGCCGCCUGGCCAUCCGCGCCCGGAGCGGCAAGUACCUUCGCGGCGGCGCCUCGGGCCUGCUGCGGGCCGACGCCGACGCACCGGUCGGGACCGCGCUUUGGGAGUACUGAGGCCGCGCCCAGACCAGCCUGUCGCGCAUUAAACCGUGUCUGUCCCGCAGCUGUGGGUGGGCUCCGGGGCGGGCGCCGCUUGGGAGUCCUGCAGCCAGAGGUGGAGGAGGCCCACAGUUCUCCCCAAACCAGAGAGUGCCCAGAACUUCCCAGUGCCCAAGGACUCCUGUCUGGGAGGUGGUCUUGUGGAUGGGCAGGGUAACCCAGGCCGGUGGAGGUGGGGAGGUCUUGAGGACGUGGGGAGGACGGGGGCUGGGGGACUGAGCCUGGGUGGGUUGAGGCCAUCAACACCGACCACAGAUGACCUCACUGGACACCGCCACUCCCCAACCUAGGUCCUCAACCCUCCCUAGCCCCUGGCAGCCCCUGCAGUGCUCGUCCUUCCUUGUGCACUGCUCAAGGCCAGGCAAGUGGCAGAGGGUGGGGGAGAGCCAGUCCUGGGGAGGUGGGACCAGCCAGCCAGCAAGGGGAGGAACUGGCUGGGAUACCCCUCCCCUAAGCCCACCAGCCUUAGGGACAAAGAAGGGCAGGCUUCCAUGGUAAGAGGCUGGAACUCCCCAGUCACGUGGGCAAGGUGAGUCCGAGUUAACCCUUGGAGGACCAGGUGCCACCUGGUCCAAGUUGGCAGGGAACGGCAGUGGCCCUGGAGCUCGGGCUGUCCCUGCAGCCUGCAGUGUCCCCUGGUGGCAGCCAAGGCGAGGUGGAGUCUGUGGCUGGGGCAGGACUGGGGGCACCAGGUGGAACCGCAGUGGCUAGCAUUCAGCACCUCCAGGCUCCCCCCUCAGCAGAGCCUUGGAGAGGGUCUCCCUGCACUGCCCUGCCUGACGUGAACUUGGCCUGCCACUGUGGGAACACCUGCUUCCAUCCACAUCCACAGCCUGGGGCACGGCGGGAGGCAGAGGCUAGAAAGCGGAGGGUGGGGUGGGAGAUCAAAGAAACUCUUUGGAAUGGAAUAAUGGCUGGGCCUGGAAGGGUAGGCCCCACUGCUGCUGCUGAGGCAGGUACUCCGUGCAGAGAGAGACAGCUGCCAGGUGGUGUCUAGCAGGUGCCCGUAGGAGGAGGGUGAGGAAGAGCUGCUGUCACCCCACAUGAGAGUUGGACUGAGAGUCAUGCAAGGCUACGGUGUCAAGCCACGAUCGGAGCUGGAACAGGUGGAGGAAGCUGGAAAGGUCGAGAGGCCACCCCUGCCACCGGGGAAGGGCCUCACAUAGUGAGAGCUCAGGUGCUGAGAGCCCAGGAGGUGUGCACUGAAGAGGUGAGGGCAGGGAGGCCCAGGAUGGGCGACAGGGUCUGGCCACACCGUGGUCUGCAGGCUCCCCGAGAAGCUGUGGACCUGCCACCUGCCUCUGAGGCUAAGCCCUCCUCAAAUGCCGAGUGUUGAGAGCAGGUUUCUUCGAGGUGCCUGUGAGUUGGAUGCAUUUCGCCCAGUCCCUGUACACUCUGGCGGCAGGGCGGGGCUGGGGACUGCCCACUGUGAUCCCUCCUCUCCUGCUUCUGUAAAUUUGCUUUUUGUUC